Molecule: messenger RNA, 1779 nt
Organism: Nicotiana tabacum (common tobacco)
Lineage: Eukaryota; Viridiplantae; Streptophyta; Magnoliopsida; Solanales; Solanaceae
Source: RefSeq, a predicted model, not a curated record
AUGGCAAAGAUACCAAUUAUGCUACAAUCGAAUGGGAAUUGGGAUAGCUAUGGGAGAUUUAGAGAAUUCGAGGUCGAUGGCAUUGUAGUCGAUGACGAUGCGACUUAUAGUCUAUUGAUUUUUACAAUAGCACAACAAUUAAGGAUUGAUACAUCCGAAAAAAUUAUAGAAAUCAAAUACAUUGUCAACGAGCAUUGUCCUCCAAUGGAAAUUAGGAACGCUAUGGGUGUUCGUGUAUACAUGGAGACGAAAAAGGAAAACAAAAACUUAGGAUCAUAUUCACUAUGUAUAACUGUUCGCGAUUUCAAUAUGGAAUUGAGUAUCACCAAUAAGAACACAGCUGCAGAUAGUACACCAAGUUCUAUUGAAGUAGGACAAGUAUACCAAGACAAGGAAACAAUUGCAACUGCAAUGAAACAUUAUUCUGUCAUGCACCAGUUCCAAUUCAGGGUUAAAAGAUCUAGUGCUAGAAGCUACUGGCUGAUAUGUGUUGGUGAAAACUGUACAUGGCACUUCAAGGCAACUAGCAUAAAUGAUUUUGCAAUGUUCAAGGUCAGAAAUUUGGACAAACAGCACACAUGCUCUUUAAUGGACAAUACAUUCAUACAACGCAAACCUACUGCCAUGGUAGUUGGUAGUAUAGUUAUUCCAAAAUAUUUUGAUCCUAAGAUAAUUUACACCCCAAAAGACAUUCAAUUUGACAUGUUGUCUGAACACGACAUGAAUCUAACCUACAUGCAAGCCUGGAGAGCAAAGGAAAAGACUUUACAGUUUUUGAGAAGUCAUCCGGCUGACUCCUACAACAAAUUGCCUAGUUAUUUGUAUAUUCUAGAGAAGACCUAUCCGGGGUUUGUAGUUAAAUUGAAGAAGGCAGACGAUGACUGUUUCUUGUAUGUAUUUGUUGCGAUUUAUACGUCAAUCAGUGGUUGGGAAUAUUGUAGGCCAGUUGUAGUAGUUGAUGGGACCUUUUUAAAGUCAGCGUACAGGGGAAUAAUACUAACAGCUAGUACAAUGGAUACAACAGGUACCAUAUUACCAUUGGCAUAUGCUGUUGUUGAUUCAGAGAAUGACGCAUCAUGGAAGUGGUUUUUUGAGCAAUUCAAGCUCGUGUAUGGUGAAAGAGCAAACAUGUGUGUUAUUUCGGAUCGGAAUGAUAGUAUCUUGAAGGCAACAUCUAUUGUUUAUCCCGGUAUGCCACAUUAUUCAUGCAUGUGGCAUAUUUGGACAAAUAUACGAGUAAAGUUCAAGAAGGGACAUCUUAAGCUAAGUGAAUUAUACUUUGCCAUGGCGCGGUCAUACACACUUGAUGAAUUUAAUGAAAGGAUGUCAAAGAUUGAGGAUAUUGACCCCCGUGUUAAAGCAUACUUAUACGAUAUUGGAUAUCAUAGAUGGUCUCGAGUACUUGCAAUAGUGAACAGAACUUGGACUAUGACAUCAAACAAAGCAGAGUCGUUGAAUGUUAUAACAAAAUAUGCAAGAGAGUUGCCGAUAGUAGAAUUAUUAGAGUAUAUGAGGACCCUUCUUGAACGUUGGACGAAAGAAAAAUUAUUGAAAGCAAAGGGUACAUUCACAUACCUUGGAUAUAAAUUCAACAAAGAGUUGUAUGACAACAAAACAUUGUCGCACAAGCUUAGAGUGAGGGCUUCAACAGACUACAUACAUACAGUAAUAGAUGGUGUGAGGCGCUAUAUUAUUUGUCUUGAAAACAAGAAAUGUAGUUGUGGGCAAUUCCAGCUUGAUGAACUACCUUGUCCACAUGCUUUGGCUACUUUAAGAUAA